AUGUAUUCAAUAUCUUUUGAAAGAUGUUUACAUUUAUCAAAUGAUAUUGAAUAUGAUGAUUAUUCAUAAGGUAAUAUAAAUUCAAAAUAAAUUGGAACAAUUACAUUAUCAAAUGCAUCAUUUUAAUAUCCAAACAAUUAGAAAGAUGUAUUAUCUAAUAUUAGUUUAACAAUUGAAUCUGGUUAAAAAAUAGGUAUAGUUGGUAGAACUGGUGCUGGUAAGAGUUCAAUAAUAAUGGCUUUAAUGAGAAUGAUUCAUAUAACAAAUGGUGAUGUACAAGUUGAUGAAAUAGAUCUUAAUGAUUAUUCAUUAUAGGAACUAAGAAAGAAAUAUAGUGUUAUUCCUCAAGAAGCAUUGAUAUAUAAGGGAACUUUAAAAGAAAAUCUUGAUCCUUAUGGAUUAGUUGAUGAUUAAAAUUUAGAAAAGGUUUGUAAAGCUUGUUAACUUUAUAAUAUGAAAUCAUUUUAAGAUUAUAGAUUAAAUACAUAAAUAUAAUAAAGUGGUUGUAAUUUGAGUUUAGGAGAGAAAUAAUUGAUAACAAUAGCAAGAUGUAUGAUUGAAAAUAGAAAAAUUAUAUUAGUAGAUGAAGCAACUGCAAAUAUAGAUAAUCCAACUGAGGAAUUAAUAAAAAAUGUAAUAUAUAAUAAAUAAAUUUAGAUUUUUAAAGUACAUUUUAAAAAUUAAACUAUGAUAACUAUUGCCCAUAAAGUUUCAACAAUUAUGGAUUCUGAUAAAAUUGUUGUUUUGAGUGCAGGAUAAAUAAUUGAAUGUGAUUCACCAAAUAAUUUACUUAAAUAACCUUAGAGUGAAUUUAGAUAAAUAGUAGAUUUAAUAAAUAAGAAUUUAUGA
Paramecium primaurelia is the source of this 849-nucleotide messenger RNA. NCBI's taxonomy places the organism in Eukaryota, Ciliophora, Oligohymenophorea, Peniculida, Parameciidae. The record is from the annotation of a GenBank genome assembly.